CGGAGCUGCGGGGGCCGCGAGCAGCCGGGGGGGUCUCGGGGCCGGCUCCGCUCGCCGAGUCUCCCCUGAGGGGCCCGCCCAGCCUAAAGUUGGUCUUUCCUUUGUGCAGUGCCGGGAGCGCUGGUGCCGCGGCGCCUCAUGCUCGGGGUCGCUUUGUCUCAGUUCCCGAGGUGGUCCCUCCUCGCCCCCUCCUCCCUGGCCGCGUUAAACGCCCCGUGUGCCCCGGGCGGCCCUUCGGGCGCUGCGCUCCCGGGAUCGCACGGCGGACACGUCUCUGCCUCUCGGACCGGGUUUUGCCACCGCGAUCGUGGCUGAAGCUUUGAUGGACGAUGACGGUCGUGUUUGUUUGCAGACCUUAGUUUUUUGAGUCGAGGUCUCCUAUUAAAGUCAUGUUAUUUUGGUCUUUAGUUUAAACGGGAAAAAAAACCCGCUAAACGUGUUGGGGCCUUCGAGGUGAAGAUUUGUUUGUGUUUUGGCAAAGAUGCUGGUUAAAUACAGUUAGUGUCCCAAGAAAAUCACUUCUCCAGCCAAAAACAAAAAGGUCAUAAGGGGAUAGGAUUGCUUUACAUUCUCUCCUCUCUAGCUCAGGCCCGCAGUUGUGACUCAUGCUGUAGUCCAGAGCUCAGAACUUGUGGCUGCCACCACCUUUACUCAGGUGGUUAUCAUAAAAUAGAAAAUUAUAGUUUAUCUGUUAAUUUAUUUGUUUUAAUGAAUUUUGUUUACCUAGCCUUCUUUGGUUAGAAAAUAAAGAGUCGAGGAAUUUAUUGCUUGUAUUGUUUUUCCUUGAGGGCCUGAGCUUGGAGAAGGCAAACUGAUGUUAAUUGUUUUCUCAUCAAGUUUCCACAUGCACGCUUCAUUUCCAUUUUAAAGUUACUAAGAAUGCAGAUAAACUUUUUUGUUCAGUGCUCUGUUGCAAGUUUUUGGAGGCAUAUACACCUGGUAUCCCUUUAAUAGUCUUGCUACUGUGUUUGCACAUAACCCGUCCUAAUUUUGUAAAUAACAGAGCAAAACCUCAGUGUGUGUACACAUUGACAUCUGUGUAUCAAACUGUCUUUCAUGGGAUGAGAUUGGGAGGGAUCCCAGUCCCAGAUCAUUUAUCUUUACUAUCCUACCACAUCAUUCCUGAAGUCAUCUAACAGUCUUCUAAAUUUGUUGCUGUUGUUGAUUUCUUAUUUUUCUGAACUCUCAAACCUAUUUGGUAAGGUUUCCCCAAUUCUCCAGAAAAAUACUGAGUACUGUUUUGGUUUUCAUCAGAUAGUGCAAUCUGCAAAUCCUUUCCCUCUGUGAAGAACUCUAAAGACUCCAGAGAGAUCUGUAAGCAAAGAACUGAUCAGGCGAUAACUGGGGGCUUUUAGUGUUGUCCUGUGUGGUACCUUAUGAUGUCAGUAUUUAUCUUCAGGAAAACACAUUGUCUCUGUUAUUGUAUAUUAUUUCCUGCAAGAAAAGUUAUUCUUCAUUAUGGUGACUGGAUACCAGAUGCCUGCCAAAACUAUUUUAUUGCUCCCUUCCUCAGCUGGGCAGGGGAGAGAAAAUAUAAAAAAAGUCUCUUGGGUCGAGAUAAGGACAGGGAGAGAUCACUCACCAGUCACCGUCAUGGACAAAACAGACUCAACUUGUGAAAUUAAUUUAGUUCAUAAUCAAAUCAGUACAGGGUAAUAAGAAAUAAAACCAGAAUUUCUGAACUCCUUCCCCCGUCCCUCCGUUUUUUUCCCAGGAUUAACUUAAUUUCCGGUUCUCUCUACCUCCUCCCUGCAGCAGUUCAGGGGAAUGAGGAAUGGGGGCUGUGGUCAGUUCAUCGCAUAUUGUCUCUGCCACUCCUUCCUCCUCAAGAGGAAGACUCCUUCCCCUGCUCUGGUGGGGGGUCUCCCCCAUGGAAGACAGUCUUCCACAGGCUUCUCCGAAGUGUGUUCUUCCCAUGGUCUCCAAUUCUUCACUAGCUGCUCCAGCAUGGGUGCCUUCCACAAGGUGCAGUCCUUCAGGAACAGGCUGUUUCAGCGUGGAUCCCCCAUGAGGUCACAAGUACUGCCAGCAAACCUAUUCCAAAAUAGGCUUCUCUCUCUAUGGGUCCACAGGUCUUGCAAGGAGACUGCUUCAACAUGGGCAUCCCAUGGGGUCACAACCAUCUUUGAGCAUCCACCUGCUCUGGCAUGGGGUCCUCCACAUCCUGCGGAGCACAAAGUAAUCAUAGUGGGACUUGAUAAUGCUGGAAAGACUACUAUUCUUUACCAGUUUUUAAUGAAUGAGGUGGUUCAUACUUCUCCAACCAUAGGAAGCAAUGUAGAAGAAAUAGUGGUGAAAAACACUCAUUUCUUAAUGUGGGAUAUUGGAGGACAAGAAUCAUUACGGUCAUCGUGGAAUACCUAUUAUUCAAACACAGAGUUCAUCAUUCUGGUUGUUGACAGCAUUGAUAGAGAGCGACUUUCUAUUACAAAAGAAGAACUUUAUAGAAUGCUGGCUCAUGAGGAUUUACGGAAGGCUGCAGUUCUCAUCUUUGCAAACAAGCAGGACAUGAAAGGCUGCAUGACAGCUGCCGAGAUAUCUACAUACCUCACCCUCAGCUCCAUAAAGGAUCACCCGUGGCACAUUCAAUCCUGUUGUGCUUUGACAGGAGAAGGAUUAUGCCAAGGCUUGGAGUGGAUGACCUCCCGUAUUGGAGUGGUAAAGAGCUUCAGUAUUCCCAAACGAGUGAUUCUUUCCAGCUCUUUAAACACACGGCACACAGUAAGGGGGAGAGGACUUGGGCACAGCUGCUCAAAAUAUUUGUUGUCAAAAUAAAAUUGAGUUGUUCUGUUAAA
Messenger RNA from Pipra filicauda (Wire-tailed manakin), 2795 nucleotides. RefSeq names its product ADP ribosylation factor like GTPase 5B (gene ARL5B). Gene Ontology annotation, molecular function: GTPase activity; GTP binding. The record is from RefSeq and is a predicted model, not a curated record. Lineage: Eukaryota; Metazoa; Chordata; Aves; Passeriformes; Pipridae. Gene Ontology annotation, cellular component: trans-Golgi network; cytoplasm. The coding region runs from base 1768 to 2775 and encodes 335 amino acids. The transcript has 7 exons. Gene Ontology annotation, biological process: protein localization to Golgi membrane; vesicle-mediated transport; intracellular protein transport.